Molecule: messenger RNA, 804 nt
Organism: Teleopsis dalmanni
Lineage: Eukaryota; Metazoa; Arthropoda; Insecta; Diptera; Diopsidae
Exons: 2
Coding region: 190-801 (203 amino acids)
Source: RefSeq, a predicted model, not a curated record
UUCAUUUCUAUUUUUUUUGUGUGAGGCUGACAAACAUCCGUAUCUUUUGGAUCUGGUCAUUUUUUUUUGCAGUUUUGGUGAAAACUUUUCCACUAAGGUGUGCAGCUAAAGCUUGAAAUUGAAAUUCUGAAAGACAAAAUUAAAUAGUUUAAGAGUUAGCGGUGUUUUACAAAUCAGAAGUUUUGUAAAAUGAUUGGAAACACAAUGGUUAAUAUAAUAGAGUUUAUUGAAAAGAAUGAGAACCGGUUUUGCAUUGCAGUUAGUAUGCUGUUGCUGCUGUUUGAAAUAGCCACCUCUACUGAGCAUAUUGCGUACUACCUCCCAACUGUUUACACAGUAAUUUGUAUUAUAGGAAUCCAAAGAUUAUUUGGCCAUAUCUUUGAUAAUUGGAUUAAGAAGAAAUGGAGACCUUAUCCUCAUGCAUCAUUAUUCGUUAAAGUAGUAAUAAAUGGUCUUAAAUUAGUGCUUCUUCAUUAUCUAUCUAAAGGAGCUCUUACAGUUUUCUGUCUACAUUUUACAAUUGAGAAUAUAAUUCGAAAUAAGAAGGGAUUUCUUUGGACAGGUGCAAAACGAACAAUACAGAAGUAUCCAACCUCUAUGGGUUAUGUUAUACUCUUCAUUAUUGUGUUUGGCAAUCUAUUGUGCUUUGAUAAAUGUAAAAAAAUCUUACGAUCUGUACUCAUGAGACGAAACCAGGAUCGCAGUCCUUUGUAUGAAGCUGCUAUGCAAGAACUGGAGCUUCAAGAUUCUGAUGAGGAUAUGCCUAAUAUAGGUCAAAGAGGUCGUAGGAGAGGCCGUUAAUAA